This is a messenger RNA of Plectropomus leopardus (leopard coralgrouper), 2636 nucleotides long. RefSeq names its product C3a anaphylatoxin chemotactic receptor-like. Gene Ontology annotation, molecular function: complement receptor activity; G protein-coupled receptor activity. Gene Ontology annotation, cellular component: plasma membrane. Gene Ontology annotation, biological process: inflammatory response; complement receptor mediated signaling pathway; phospholipase C-activating G protein-coupled receptor signaling pathway. Lineage: Eukaryota; Metazoa; Chordata; Actinopteri; Perciformes; Serranidae. The record is from RefSeq and is a predicted model, not a curated record.
CUGAGACUGAAGCAGCUGACCUCAGCGCUGCGAUAUCAUUAAACAUCUGCAGUGUCACCAUGUUUUCCAAUACGUCUCUGCCUCAUGUCCUAAAGUCUCUCAAGAAAGACGAUACGACAACCGUGGACAUUGACGCCAUUAUGGACAACGUCACCAUUGUCCUCUACACGCUGACGGUCGUGCUCGGCAUCACGGGGAACUCUGUGGUGAUCUGGGUGGCCGGAUUCAAGCUCAAGCCAAAGGUCACGAACGUGUGGCUGGUGAAUCUGGCGAUAGCCGACCUGAUCUUCUGCUUCACGCGAAUCUUCUCGCUUACUAAGAAGCUCUUCUUCGACCACUGGCCAUACGGCAUCUUCCUCUGCAAAUUCAACGGCUUCUUCAAGUACGCCAACAUGUUCUGCUCCGUCUUCCUGCUGGCUGUGAUCAGUCUGGACCGGGCGCUCUGCGUCUGGCAGCCCGUCUUCACCAAGCGGCGCCGCACCUUGUGGGCCGCCAGGAUUGUUGCCGUGUGUGUCUGGAGCACUGCGAUCAUCUUCAGCACUCCGUACUUCUACUAUCGCCAAGUCUACCUGAAGAACAACCUCACCAAGUGCUCUUUUGACGUGAAGGAGAAGGAAAUAAACAACAGCGCCAAGCUGGCGCUCUACUCCAUCCGCUUCCUGUGUGGUUUCAUGUUGCCUUUCACGGUCAUCCUCAUCUGUUACAUCCUAGCGGGGAUUGGCAUCCGGCGUACCCGCCUGUCGGGGAAGUCACGACCCCUGCGUAUACUCGCCUCAUUAGUGGUGGCAUUCUUCCUGUGCUGGGCGCCGUACCACUGCCUCCUGCUGGUGAAGAUGGGAGACAGUAAGAACGCCGUGGUGAAGAUCUGGCACCCCGUGGCAAAAGGUGUUGCCUACUUUAACAGCUGUGUGAACCCGCUCUUGUACUUCUGCAUGGGGCUGGACGUGAGGGGGCGGUUCAGGCAGAGUCUGGCGGGCGUGUACAGGAGAGCUCUGGCGGACGACGUGGACGGACAGACGACGCAGUCCAACGAACGCUCUCUGGAUGACAGCAGCGGGUCCAAACCCAGCACUGUGGUGGUGGUGGGACGGAGUCAGACAUCAGUGGACGUAGCAAAAGUUUAAGUCUCUCCUGGAGUUUCCUGAACAUGCGGUUGAGCAUUAAAGGGUCAUACUGCUGUUUUUUCGUGUUUUUAAUGCUGUGAUUGGGCGGCUCAGGAGUGGGCAUGAUUUAACACAUACAGAGUGACUGUUGGCCUCCACCUUCACCUCCCUCACCUGCGUUGUUAUAUCAGGAGGACAAAAAAAUUAAUAAAUUAGACCUCAAAGAGAUGAUAUUUGACUGGAUACAUUUAUAAUUUGGUCACCGAAAUAAGUUACUAAAAAUAUUUUAACAUUUUACAUUCAGAGAAAAGAUAUAAUUUGAUUUUAAAAUUUAAAAAAUGACACAUGUUCAGAUAUAAUGAGGCAUAUAGCAAGAACAAGUGAUAAGAAAACAUUUACACAAGAUUAGGACCUAAAAACAAAAUAAUUGAAUUGAUGGUCUUUAACAAGGGCUUCAGCAGAGGGUGUAAAUAUGUCUCAAAAGUGAUAGUUCAGAUCGGCACACCCCCAAUUUGAAGAUACAGCAUUGCUACCAAAGCAACGUACUGAUGCAGAGGGCAGCAAGAAAAACACAUUUUAGCUGCCUAAAAGAGCCAGUAAAGUAAAGUACAUAAUACAAAUACAUACGAAGCCACUUGUACACUCCUUCAGUUCAUUGUGAUAUUUCCCUCUCAAGGUGCAUACGAAAAAUCGCACCUACAUAAGCGAUGACCUGAGGAGCUUAAAGGCUUUUGAGCCCUUACAGUGAAGAGACUGACUGGACGGACACAUGCAGGUCAGAUUUAGAUUUUCCUGUGAAGUCGUGUGUUGAUGCAUGUGAUAAAAGUCACAGAUGAAAAGUGGAACUGUGGUGAAUGAGGAAGAAUACGAAAGAUGUGAGGAGGGAAGUGAGCCUAUUAAAAAGAAAUCCAGAAAUAACUUGACGCUGUCCUGUGUUCAGGGGUCAAACUGAAAGGUAGGUGAACUGAAACUGUACAAUAAGUCACCCCGUUUCUAUGACUGUUUUUGUUUUCUGCUACCAGAUUUGCUAAAAAGGGUUUCAUGGGUGGCUCAGUAAAGGAGUGAGCAGAGCAUUUAUGGCUUUUAUGAAACAUGUGCAUGUGGAUGAUGAUAAUAAAAAUGUAGCCUGAAAGCUGGUCAGCCAACACAAUAAACAUCACUUCUUAGCAACAGGCUCAUAAAACACAGCUGCACUUGCUCUGCAGAUUACUUACACAUCACUAAGAAACAUUUCUCUGUAUCUUGAGCACAAUACUCUCCAGGUAUUAUGUCUUUUCUGCUGUGUACAGUAGCUGCAGUAUCAAGUUUAAUGUUUUGAAACACUGUUACACUUUGAUUUAAAUUUUACAGUAGUGAUGGAUUAUAAACUCAGUUCUACUUUUUUUGUUGUAAAUUUCUGUAACACAUGAUAAAUGGAUUUGUAAAUACUACCAUAAGAUUAUAGAGAAACUUUAAUGUGAAAAAAGCUUUUCAAGUUGUCAGAAAUUGUGUGUUUAAUCUGUUUAGCCCUUUCAAAUCUGGCCAAACUGUUUU